Messenger RNA from Gadus chalcogrammus (walleye pollock), 1975 nucleotides. It is a transcript of the gene tslig2, whose product is annotated as chromosome 20 C2orf49 homolog. The coding region runs from base 9 to 626 and encodes 205 amino acids. Gene Ontology annotation, biological process: embryonic morphogenesis. The record is from RefSeq and is a predicted model, not a curated record. Lineage: Eukaryota; Metazoa; Chordata; Actinopteri; Gadiformes; Gadidae. The transcript has 4 exons. Gene Ontology annotation, cellular component: tRNA-splicing ligase complex.
CGCGAGGGAUGCUGGGAAAUAUUAUUUCAAAGAUGGCGAGCUCCAUGGGACCAGAAAGCACCGAUAAAUCUGCUUGCAACACAGAUCUGUUACUCCACCCUGAGCUAUUGUCCAAGGAAUUUAUGAAGCUACUUUUAAAUGAGAAAAAGAUAUAUGCGGGAGAGGGUGACAGUGUCGACGGCCUCACAUCGCUCUACCUGCGGCAUGUCAUCCCACUCCCUCAACGAGUGCUGCCCAACACCCGGUGGGGCAAGCGAAUGGAGGAGAGGAGAAGCAGACACACGUCUGAUCAUCAGUUAAACAGAUCUAAAGAGGACUUCAACAGAAAACGGCCUCCGAUUGUGUUCUCCGGCAGCUCCCACUGCUCCAACCCAGUGAAAGUGAGGAAAACAGAUUCUCCCGCUGUGGCUACGGGGUGUACUGACCGGCUAAAACCGCCUCCUACAACCAACGUGUCCAACCCCAUACGCAAACUGUCCUCCCCCUCCCCUUCUUCUUCCUCCCAAUCGACUUUGUCAUCGCCCAGUGAGACACAGACAUCCAACCUAAAAAGGGAAUCUGACAACCAGGAUGCGUUGAACUCUCCGGAUUUGAAGAAAAAGAUUCAUCAUGUGACGUGGCCUUGACCUUUGGCCUUUACAUACAAAGAGUGAGACUUUGCACAAACUGCCUCCCUUGUUCUCUUCCCUAUAUCACCGGCUUCCAGAGGAGUCCACUGGUGGUUGAUGUCUUGUGAGACUCCUACAUAUGGUAUCAGGUCAAAACCAAUAGAGGAUUCUUCUUCUGUGUCUGUUUUCCAAUGGUCUUCCAGGAAGGGCUGUCUCUGUAUAUGAACUGAGCUAUGGUCAUAACUGUAUUUUAAGUUUUGUGCUCAUUAAGCUAGCAGAUUAAAGACUUUAUCUGCAUCGAUUGACUUUCAAUUAACUGAUUUAGAUCAUGUAGAAGGUAAUGUGUUAUCUGAUUUGGCCAUACCACUCUUAUGAGCUGUGAUUUAUAUUAUGUACAUACAAAGGAAAUUAUUUGGUUUAAAGGUUUAUACAUGUGCAGAGUGAAGUACCUAGUCACUUUACAACUAAACAUUGAAUUGUUUUCAAAUUGUUAAUAUUCCGAACCAAGCAAAGUACUUUUUAAAGGUAGUUGUUGUAUUUUACUCUUUUUCAAAGCGACAAAUCAUCUCAAUUUACAUUAAAACAAUUUAUAAAUGAAUCACUGCAACAUAUUUUUAUUUUUUAUUGAUUAUAACAGCAGUCAUGCAAAUUCAAGUCAUAAAUUCAUCAACACAGUAUCAAGUUGCUGCAUGCAGAGAGCAUUAGCCAUUCAACAUCUGUCUUUACUGAAAAGCAUACAUUUGCAAAUCUUCCAUAUUCUCCUAAGGGCAACACAGAGGAAUACCUUUUUUAAAGCACAUUAAUUAAUUUAUAACUUCUAUUUUUAUAAGCUCGUUUUUGAUUCGCAGUGUAUUGCAUUCAUGCACUCAAAUCUCAUCUUAAAAUAAAGGCUAUGCUUAACUUAAAUUAGGUUAAUUCUAGUAGCUCAUAUAUACUGUACAUUGACAAUAGCAGAAAGUAAAUAAGCUUUGUUCAGAUAGAAUGUACCUUCAUUGUUCCUGCGUCAUUAUAUGGUCAUCUAAACAGACACUCCCCAUCUCUUAGGUUAGUUCAGAUGUCCUUUCCGCAUUCAGGGCAUAGGAUGUCAUCACGUUCGGUCAGGAAACCGCGACCGACAAGAGACACGGAGCACUUCUUGCAGUUGAAGCAGUCGUUGUGCCACUGGCGUUCCUCAAAGGAGAUGUACUUACUGCCUCCGAGCCCUACAAGAAAAAGUCAAAUACCAGGUCAGGAAACAAAGAAACUCUAUAUUAAUCGUGGUGAAAUACCAGGUAAAUAUAUCUACUGGAGUGCCUACCGCUGAUGGGGGUAGUGCAGGAGGCACACUUCUUAGCAUACAGGUUGCAGAAGCAGUUGAGGCAGUAGGC